This is a messenger RNA of Adineta steineri, 816 nucleotides long. Lineage: Eukaryota; Metazoa; Rotifera; Eurotatoria; Adinetida; Adinetidae. The record is from the annotation of a GenBank genome assembly.
AUGGCUGAAGCAAAUCUUAAUUAUCAAACAAUUAAAACAACACAUGCUGCACGUGAAGCUGAUGAUCAAAGAAAUGAAAAUCGAAAGAAAAAUUUAAUUAUUCUUAUUCUUCAUUGGCUUGCUGAUGAAGGUUAUAUUGAAUCUGCGAAACAAUUAGGACAUGAAACAAAUCUUGAUGUUAAUAAAUUUGAUGUUUGUGAUAAUGUUGAUCUUACUACAAUUCUUCAAGAAUAUGAAUCAUAUUUUCAUGUUAAAUACAAUCGAUAUCCAAAAAUAACGAAGAAAAAUGGACCAUCGACAGCAGCAUUUAUGAGUAAAAUAUCGGCAAAGAUGACUAGUGCUCCGGCUUCUAAUCGUCGUGCUCAUGUACCGCCAUUACCUCGUGUAACUAGUAAUGGUACAGAAAAUGUUGCGAGUUCGUCUAGUCGUCUACCAUCAGCUGGUGAAGCACUUCAUCGUCUACCAACUACUGGUAAAUCUAAUCAACCAAAUAUAGAAAGAAUAAAUGCCCAUGUACCACCUCCUGUAGGUGUACAACGACAAAGUUCUACACAACAACCAGGAACUAAUUCAUUAGAAGAUAUGAAUAUUUCAUUUAUGAAAGUUUCAUCAGUUAAAUCAGCACCACCAUCCAGUGAACAACAAAAGAAAAAGUCUGGCCUUAAUGAUACACUACGUGCACAUCCUGCAGACAAUACUGAUCCAUCUGAUCGUCUGUUAAAACCAUUAGGUGGUUAUACUGGUUAUACAUCUGAAUGGCGUGAAUUGGCUGAAGUAAUCAGUCGGGUAAAUAACAAAAAAAGAAGAGAAAAUUAA